Messenger RNA from Aphidius gifuensis, 6957 nucleotides. RefSeq lists its product as uncharacterized. Lineage: Eukaryota; Metazoa; Arthropoda; Insecta; Hymenoptera; Braconidae. Gene Ontology annotation, biological process: regulation of transcription by RNA polymerase II. Gene Ontology annotation, molecular function: DNA-binding transcription activator activity, RNA polymerase II-specific; RNA polymerase II cis-regulatory region sequence-specific DNA binding. The transcript is spliced from 4 exons. The coding region runs from base 813 to 6206 and encodes 1797 amino acids. The record is from RefSeq and is a predicted model, not a curated record. Gene Ontology annotation, cellular component: nucleus.
AUGGAAUUGGCUGAGCGGGGGAGGCGGGCAAUGAAGAUGGAGCUAUUGGAGCAAACAGAGAAUACAGAAGGAGGUUUGAACCUUCAGGCAUUCGGAGCAAUGUUUGGCCGACAGCAGCCGAUUAAUACAUGGUGGGGUUGAUAAAACUAAACUCGGAGAAAUACGGAGCAUCAAAGGAACACAAGAGGGGGACAAGCAAUAACAGCAUCGAGUAUAUGUAGGAGACUUAAUAAGAGUAGGGAGGAUGGAUAAAAUAUUUCCCCUACUUGAAAAAAAAAAUAAACGCAGAACGAGAGAAAUUGUCUGGACUGGCCUGGACACAUCACUCCAUCGCGGUGUCUUGUGCGAUUAACAUCGUUGUACCGCGUAGUAUAAAUUAAAAAAAAAAUAAUAUUAUUAUUAAAUUCAUCUUCUUCUGCAUCUUUAAAUUUAUUUUUUUUCUCUCAACUAUUGUGAGACACAAACACUUUGCGUGUGUGCAUUUUGUAUUAUUUUUUUUUUUUGUUCUUUUGGUGAAUUGUGAUUUUUUAAAAUAAAUUAUUAUUUAAUUUAUGUGUAAUUAAAUAAACUGUGAUUUAUUUAAUUUAUAUUGAUUUCGAUAUAAAUAAGUUUUUUCUUUUAUUAUUUUUUUUUUUUUUUGAGUGAUAAGUGUUAUUUGAAAUUUAAAUUAUUGAGUCAAUGUGAAUAUGGAAAUUUUGUGUUGAAACUAUUAUUUUUUUUUUUCUCAAAUUUAUGUAUUUACAAUAUUUUUUGAAUAUUAAAAAAAUUUAUAAACGAUUUGUGCAUGUGGAUUAAUAAUAUUAAUAAUCAGCAUGGAUUUUUCAACUAAAAAAUUGCAUAAAGUGACGAUUAAAAGUUUACCGGAUCUUCAAAAAACAAGUCAAAUUCAAGCAUCAAAAUCACCAAUUGAAAAAUCACCAGAUUAUAAAAUGGCAACUGUAUCAAUGUACACACCUGAACAAUACAGAAUGGAUUUACCAAGUUCACCAGAAAGUGAUAACAGCCGUGCUGAAGAUUUAUCAUGUCAACAUUGUCAAAAAGUAUUUUAUUCAAUAUCAUCACGUAGAGAACAUGAGUUGACUCAUUCAACACCAUCAAAAAUAAAUUUAUAUGAACGUAAUUGGCUAAAUGAACAUAUACCACUAAUUGACAAAUCACAAUUAAUAAAUUCAAUGGAUUCUGAUAGCUCUGGAUCAGAUAACAACUCAAUGAAAAAUAUAAAAAAAUUAUACAAACGUAAAAGUAAAGAAUAUAAUAAUAAUCUUGACCUAUCAUCAGACAUUGAUUCACCAAAUAAAAAAUUAUUAUCAAAUAAAUCACUAAUUGAUGAUUGGAAAAAAUCAAUGUAUUUAUAUAAUUGCCCGGUAUGUAAUAAAAUGAAUUAUUUAGAAAAAUCACUUGAUGAACAUAUUAAAAAAAAUCAUCCAAAAUAUAAUACAACAAAAAUAACAACAACACCAACAAAACGUACAUAUAAUUUAUGUGAUGAUUAUGAAUUAAAUAAUGAUAUACGUACUAAUAAAAAAAUUAAAUCAUUAUCUGGUUUUCAAGAUUUAAUAUUUACUGAUUUUACAUCAAAUAAAUUUACAACAAUUGCACGUUCAGCAUGUGAAAAGUUAUUACAUCAUCCAGUUGCUGGUGAUACAUUACCAUUUCAAUGUAUAAAAUGUAAACGUGGUUUUCCAUGUAAAUCAGCACUUGAUGAGCAUGAAAUUGAUUGUGGUAUUGAUCGUAUUAUUAAUAACAAUAAUAACAAUAAUAUUAAUAAUAAUAAUAAUAUAAAUAACAAUAGUAAUAUUAAUAAUAAAAUACAACAACAAAAUCCAUCAUUAUUUGAUAAUAAUAAUCAAUUACAAAGAACUCAAUUUUUUCAACAUCUUGAUUUACGUAAUAAAGAUAAUGUAACAACAACAACAACAACGACGACAAAUGAUGAAAUAAUUGAAAAUAGUAAAGAUUUAGCUGACAUAUCAAGUAUAAUAUCAAUGACAACAUCAGCAAGAUCAUUUUUACCACGUUCAGAUACAUCAACACCAGAUCAACAUAUUAAAUUAAAUAAUAAUAAUAAUAUUAUGUCAUCUGGUUCAUCUGGUCAUGCAUCAUCUGAAUGUCAUGAAGAAGAAGUACAAGAUCCAUAUGUUUAUGAAUUUCGUAAAAUGAAAUUAAAAAAUGAAUUUCCAUGUCGUUUAUGUGAUCAAGUAUUUCAAAAUUUACGUGCACUUAAAGGACAUAAUCGUGCACAUUUAAAUGUUGAUAAUGGUGAACCAUAUCCAUGUAAUAUGUGUCCAUUUACAUCAACAGAUAAAGCAACAGUACAACGUCAUUUACGUAAUCAUAAUGGUGAUAGACCAUUUGAAUGUCAAAUUUGUGGUUUUGCAUUUACAACAAAAGCUAAUUGUGAAAGACACAUAAGAAAUCGUCAUGGUAAAACAACACGUGAUGAUAUUAAACGUGCAUUAAUAUAUAAUCCAAUUGAUGAUACAACAAAUGAUAAUAUUGAUAAUAAUAAUAAAAUAACAUCACGUAGUAAUGGUAGUACAACAACAACAACACCAACAAUAACACGUGAUGAAAAUAGAAAAAAUAUUAAUUAUCCAUAUAAAAAUGAUGAUCAUCAUUUUAAUUUUCAAAAUUUUCAACCAUCUGUUAUUGGUGAUUAUACACAUUUACAUAAUAAAAUACAAAAUCUUGCUGUAGCAUCAUUAAAUAAAAUUAAAACAAAUGAUCAUUAUAAUAAUAAUAAUAAUAAUAAUGAUGAUUUAUAUCGUAAUACAAUAAUUAAUCCAAUUGAAUUAACUAAACGUAUGUCAAAUGAUUAUGAUAAUGAUGAUAAUAAUUCACAUUCAUCUGAUGGAAGUGUAUCACUAGUCAAUGAUACCAAAACUAUUAAUAAUCACCAAAGAAAUAAUAGUGAUGAUGAAGAUUUAGAUGAUGAUAAUGAUGAUGAUAAUAAUAAUGUUAAUAAUGUUAAUAAUGAUGGUGUUAAUAGUGGUGAAGAUGAAGAUGACGAUGAUGAUGAUAAUGACGACGAUGAUGAUGAAGACAAAAUAAUUAAUAAUGGUGAUGAUGCACCUCUUGAUUUGACAAUGGACGUACUUGAUUUAUCAAAAAAAUCAAACAACAACAAUAAUAAUGACAAUGACAAAAUUAAAAAUAACAAUAAUAAUAACAUUAUUAAUAAUAAUAAUCAUGAUACUAUGAACAAUGAUGAUGAAGAUGAUGAUGAUAAAAAUGAUAGUGUUGCUUAUCCAUUACAAGAUACAGAUGAUUACAGUAAAGAAUUGUAUGCAAGAUCACGACAUUAUUUAUUAUCACAAGCUUUAUUAAAAGCUGGACAACAUCAACAACAACAACAGCAGCAACAACAACAACAACAACAACAACAUGGCAAUCAAUCAUUGGAAGCAUUGUAUGCAAAUGCACAAUAUAUUUAUAGAAAUCUUGCUGGUUUUCCAGUAGCGUCAACAACAGCAGCAGCAUCAAAUAUUGGCAAUACAUUGAUACCACCAUAUAUGUUUAAUCCACAAUUUCAAGAUUAUGCUAUUAGAGAAAGAUUACAAAAAGAUUUUGUACGUGGUUUACAAUUAACAAGUGGUGGUAGUAUUAUUGAUACAACAAUAAAUAAUACAAAUUUUUCAGCAGCUGCUGUUGUUGCUGCUGCUGCAUAUGAAAAACAACGUACACGUGAUAUUAUUACAACAACAAAAAGACCAAUUGAUAUGCAUAAUAAUGAUUUUAUUAAAAUAACAACAAAUAUGCAAAAAAAAAUUAAACUUGAUAAUCAAAUUGAUAAAACACAAUCACAAUCAAAUUCAGUUAAAAUGGUAUUAAAAAAUGGUGUAUUAAUGCCAAAACAAAAACAAAGAAGAUACAGAACAGAAAGACCAUUUGGUUGUGAGCAUUGUUCAGCAAAAUUUACAUUAAGAAGUAAUAUGGAAAGACAUAUUAAACAACAACAUCCACAAUGUUGGACAUCAAGACCACGUGGUGGACAUUCAACACGUGGUAGACCACCAGCAAAUCCACCAACAUUAUUAAAAAAUUAUAAUCAUCAAAAUUCAACAUCAUCAUUAUCACUUGGUGAUUUAAUAACAAGAACAGAACAAUUAUCUAAUAACAAUAAUAAUAAAAAACAACAUAUUUCUGAUGAAGUUAAAUAUGCCAUACUUGCUCAACAAUUAAAAGGUAACAAUAAUAAUAAUAACAAUAAUAAUAAUAUUAAUAAUAACAAUAAUAAUGUUAAUAAUGAUUCAGAAGAUGAAGAACUUAUUAUUGAUGAAAAUAAUAUUGAUAAAAAUAUUGAUAAUCAACCAAUGAGUUUAUUACGUGGUAAACUUGAAGAAAAUCAAUUAAAAUCUGAUUCAAAUGAUAUUAUUAUUAAAAAUGAACCAAAUGUAGAAGAUUUAAAAAAAAAAAAAAAUGAUGAUGAUGAUGGUAGUAGUGUUGGUGAUGGUGGUGGUAACAACAGCAGCAGCAGCAGCAAUGAAGACAUUGAAAAAACAACAAUAAAAACAGAAGAUAAUAAUGCUGAUCUUGCAAGUGUAUCUGAAUUACUUGAUAAUGCAUCACAACAAUAUCAACAAUUUCAGCCACAAUAUAUGAGUGAUGAAGAGGGUCUUAUUGGUUCAAGUGAUUUUAAUAAUUCAGGAAGUGAUGAAAAAUCAGAUUCAGCAAAAUCAUGUAAAUCAUAUAAAUCAGGUAAAUCUAAUAAAUCAUUAUUAGAAAAAAAAAGAAGAAAGAAAAAAAAAUCAAAAUCAGCAUAUUCAUUGGCACCAAAUAGAGUACCAUGUCCAUAUUGUCAACGUGAAUUUCCAUGGUCAUCGUCACUUAAUCGUCAUAUAUUAACACAUACUGGUGAUAAACCAUUUAGAUGUAAUUUAUGUGCAUUAUUAUUUACAACAAAAUCAAAUUGUGAUCGUCAUAUGUUGAGAAAACAUAAAACAUCAAGUAAAUCAAAAUGUUUAAUGAAUUUAAAGCUAUCACGUCGUCAUAAUAAUCAUGAAAAUACAUUUAUUAAUAAUAAUAAUAUCAAUAACAUCAACAAUAAUAAUAAUAAUAAUAAUUGUUUUUCAAUGCGUAAUGUACCAGAAAGACCAUUUAAAUGUCAACAUUGUCCAAGUUCAACAUUUGCAACACAUGGUAAUUUAAAAAAACAUGUUGCUAAAAAACAUUCACAAAAUGGUAAAUCAAGAUCAGCUAGUCCAAUGAGUGAUGGAUCAUGUGAACAACAAAUACAUAGUCCAAUUGAUCAAUCAAUUCAACAAGAACAAGAUCAACAUUUACAAGAACCAUCACAAUUACAAACGCAACUACCACCACCACUACCACAACAACAACAACAACAAAAUGAUCAAAGUGGAUAUGAAAGUCAAUCAUCAAAUCAAUCUGGUUUUAAUGAUAGUGGAAAUAAAUCAUCAUCAGAUAUUAUUACAUUUAAUAAUAAUAAUAUAAAUAAAAAUACAAAAAGACCAUCACCAAGAGCUUCACCAGGACCAAGUGAUGUACCAUUUAAAUGUCAUCUUUGUGAUUGUAGUUUUGCCGAAAGAAAUGAAUGUUUAGAACAUAUUAAAAUUUUACAUCCAGAAACAUUUAAAAAACUUCAUGAUAAUGGUGCAUUUGAACAAAAUUCAGCAAAUUUAAAUGGACAAAAUAAAACAAAAUGUGAAGGAAAACAAAAAAAGAGUCAUGAUCACAGUAAUAGAAAGGUCGUUUGUGCAUUUUGUAUGCAUCGUUUUUGGUCAGCUGAAGAUUUACGUCGUCAUAUGCGUACACAUACUGGUGAACGUCCAUUUGAAUGUGAUAUUUGUGGUGUUGUAUUUUCAUUAAAACACAGUAUGUUACGUCAUCGUAAAAAACAUACAACACAAAAAAAUAGAAAAUCGAAUAAUGAACAUCACCAUGAUGAUGAUUUAUUAUCAGGACAACAAUUAACUGGUGUACAUGAACGUUUGUCAAUGUUAAAUGUUAACUCAACAGUUACUAGUGAGGCUGGACCAAGUGGAAUUAUGAGAUUUAAUUCUUAUGAUAAUUUAACAACGUUGACUAGUAAUAUGAGUAGUUCAAGUUCAACACCAGAUACAACACCCGACAAUAAUACUGAUCUUAUAUCAAAUUUACUUGGUAUUCAGGACAAAAGUAUUAUCGAUGAAGUACUUGAAGGUACACCAGACAAUGCUGCUAAACUUCUUGGUGUACAAAGAAAUUAAAUCAAUAGGUAUAAGACAAAAUUUAGAUUUCUUUUUUCUUCAUCUCAAAUCUCAAUUAAAUUUUAAAUAAUAAUUAUAUCAUAUAUAUAAAAUAAACGUUAGUUAGAAAAAAAAAUUAAAAAUAUAAAAAAAAAAAAAUAUAAAAUAUAUUAAAAAAAAAAAAAUUAGUUUGUACAGGAUAUAUAAAAAUAAUUUAUAAUUUUCUUAUUUUUAUGAAAUUAUAAAUUUCAUAUUAAUGGUUAAAAAAUAUUCACGUGAGUGCCUUUAAUUAAAUUAUAAAUAAAUACCACAAGAUUAAUAACGAUUAUUAUUUUAAAUAAUUAUCGAACUUGAUGGUUUAGUUGUAAAAUGUUUUUUUUUUGUCGAUAAUAAUAUCAACGUAAGUUUUAAGAAGAAUUGAAAAUAGUCAAAAUUGUAUAAUAGAAUUAUAUUAUCAACGACAAAAUAAUGUAAAUAUUUAAUAACUUUGCUUCAAUUAAUUAUUAAUCAAUUUUAUUUUGACUUAAUGGUUUUGGGUAAAACGAAGCAAUGAGACAAGCUAGAUUAUUUAAUUAAGAAAAUUAAUUAAAUAUUUCUAUCGUUGAGUAUAAAAAAAAAUGAAUUUAUAAAUUUUCUUUAUCGUAAUUAUUAGUAAUAAUUAAUUGAGUCUAUUGGUUGUGCCUUCUCUUGUUAAAUAUAUUUAUAACCACAAGAGUUAAAAAAUUAUGUAAAUAAAUUAAUUUCGUGUUGAAUGCGAGAAAAAAAAAAAAGA